AUCUCUCUUCAUCUUCUACUGCCCUAUGGGAUACUCUCAUGUCGCCCAUAUUUAUUGUUGGCCAUUGCUAUGCUUGUCCGAUUUCUUAUCACUGCUAUCUUGGCUCUCAGCUAUGUCACUCUUGCUUCCUCAGUUAGUUUCUCUAACUUUCCACAACUUUUUCUUCAUAUCCCCUUCUCGUUUUCCCCUUCUUUUUACCUUUGUUUGGUUCUCGCUUUAAAUUGAUUUUGUUGAUAGCCAUUGACAUUCUAUAGGUUUGCCUUGCAUACUCGUGAGUAAUUACCAAAUUCGGGUUAUUUGUUUCCCCCAGAGGAGUAGCAGUAGCCCCAGUUCUGUUACAAUCAAUUGGAUAAGAAAAAUGGUAUUUUGAUCUCAGUUUUUCACCCACUGACUCAAUCUUGGUAGUGGUGGGCUUGACACUUCGUGUAUCCUCGGUAUUGCUCCAAUUGAGACCUCACACUUUUCACUUGCUAACUAAAAUUACAGCUUGGCUUCUGGAAAAGGGUUACGAAGUUGUCUGUUUCAGUAAAUAUCCAUGCUUGGUUACUUAUUAACGGCUUACCCAAAUGCCUAACCCUGUGUGAUCCAGUGGCCGACAUCGGUCAAGAGGAGGACUUUGAAGCGGCAAAGGAAAAGGCCUUAAAAAUUGGAGCCUCCUCUGUCCACGUUGUUGACCUUAGCAAAGAGUUCGUUGAGAAACUCUGUUAUCCUGCCAUCCAAUGCAACGCAAUUUACGAGAAUGUUUACCUUUUGGGUACGUUAUUUCCCACUACAGCUUCUCGACUAUUCUUACGGACUAUUUAACGCUGACCAUCAAUAGGAACUUCUCUCGCCAGGCCCGUCAUUGCCCGUGGACAAAUUGCUGUUGCUGAGAAGGAGGGAUGCACCCUUGUUUCUCACGGGUGUACCGGCAAAGGGAACGAUCAAGUCCGUUUUGAGCUUGCGUUUUAUGCCCUGAAGCCAGACAUCAGGGUUAUUGCGCCGUGGCGUCUUCCUGAGUUUUACAACAGAUUCGCUGGCCGGAAUGACCUGCUUUCCUAUGCCGCGGAGGUUGGCGUUCCUGUCUCUCAAACCAAGGCCAAGCCCUGGUCCAUGGACGAAAACCUUGCCCACUGUUCUUACGAAGCUGGUAUUCUUGAGGAUCCUGAUGAGACUGCUCCGAAGGAUCUUUGGAAAUUGACAAUUGAUCCUCUCGAUGCCCCCGAUAUUCCAGAGGAUUUCACUAUUCAUUUCGAGAAGGGACUUCCUUCGAAGCUCGAGUAUGAAGGGGGCAAGGUAGUCACUGAGCCUUUGGAUCUCUUUUUGGUGGCCAAUGCCAUAGCCCGCAGACAUGGCAUUGGAAGGAUUGACAUUGUCGAGAACCGUUUCAUAGGAUUGAAAUCCCGUGGAUGCUACGAGACUCCCGGCUUGACCAUUCUCCGUUCUGCCCAUGUAGACUUGGAAGGCCUUGUCCUUGACAAGGAGAUCAGAGCCCUCAGGGAUCAGUUCGUUACCUUCAACUAUUCCAAGAUCUUGUACAAUGGACUUUACUUCUCUCCAGAACGUGAAUUCCUCGAGGAUUCCAUCGCCUCUUCCCAGAAAACUGUUAAUGGAAAGGUUCGUUGUCGUGCCUACAAGGGCUCCUUAAUUAUUCUUGGAAGGAGCAGUGAGACCAGCAAACUUUACGACAUGGCUGAAAGUUCCAUGGACGAAAUCGGUACCUCGUUCGCACCGGUUGAUACUACUGGAUUUAUCUCUGUCCAGGCAAUCCGCCUCAAAAAGCAAGUUCAUACCUUUUCCAUCGAGAAUCUGAAUACUAAUGAAAAUCCUUAG
Messenger RNA from Tuber aestivum (summer truffle), 1812 nucleotides. NCBI's taxonomy places the organism in Eukaryota, Fungi, Ascomycota, Pezizomycetes, Pezizales, Tuberaceae. The record is from the annotation of a GenBank genome assembly.